Messenger RNA from Glossina fuscipes, 1100 nucleotides. RefSeq names its product pancreatic triacylglycerol lipase. The coding region runs from base 15 to 1100 and encodes 361 amino acids. NCBI's taxonomy places the organism in Eukaryota, Metazoa, Arthropoda, Insecta, Diptera, Glossinidae. The transcript has 4 exons. The record is from RefSeq and is a predicted model, not a curated record. Gene Ontology annotation, molecular function: lipase activity.
UAUUACGAGUUGAAAUGUUAUUAUUGAGCUUAAGAAAAUUUAUAUUUUAUUUAUUAUUUGUCCAUUGCUCGUCUUUCCUACAUGACUGGUCUGUGUUAAAGAAAACGUUUCGCUUAUUUCAACAGGCCAAGCUGCAAACGAGCUUGGAGCGUGCCCAACCCAAUUAUGACAUUGUGUUUAAAUGUCGUUCCACUAACAAUCAACAGGUUGAUGAUGAAACUAAUUUUGAUCUACAACUGGGAGAUUUAAAGGGAUUUCACCGUUUAAGGUCACAUAGAAGCGUGGCACUCUUUUUGCAUGGCUGGAGGGAUGAGGGCAGUAAACAGUGGGUGCAAGAAAUGUUAACAACUUGGAUUCACUUUCAGCCUAGUCAUUAUAUUUGUAUAGUUGAUUGGGGUCAUCUCUCACAGAAUGAUUACAAAGCCGCUUCGGGAUCUAUAUUUGAGGUAGGUCUCACAGUGGCCGCUAUAGUCGAGUCUAUGGAAGCGAUAAAUCCUCGCUUCAGUCGUAAAAAUGUUACUAUAGCGGGUUUUAGUUUGGGAGCACAUGCAGCUGGAUUUGCCGGAUCAUUAUUAAAUGGUGAAUUGGAGCAAAUUAUCGCUUUGGAUCCGGCUGCACCCAUGUUCACUAUGCCAACCAUUGUUGCACCCAAAUAUCGUCUCGACGAAAAUGAUGCUCAGUUUGUUCAAGUGUUGCACACAUCAAGCGGUACUUUAGGUACAAGCCUUAAGUGCGGCCAUGCUGAUUUCUAUCCCAACGGUGGCACCGUACCUCAACCUAACUGCCAACAAUCGAGCCAAAUUCCAGAAACACGUAACCGCAAUCCGAUCUCUUGCAGCCAUUCAACAGCCGCUGUAUUUUUUAAACAAUCAAUGGACCCAAUUUACCCAUUUCUCGGCACUCAUUGUGACAGUUAUACGGAUUUUGUUAACGGCCUUUGCGCACAUGGUCAUCUUGGCCGCUUUGGCGUGCAUUCAAAGCAACUCAAUCAUGGAAAUUUCUACUUCAUUACAGAGCCUGAGGAGCCGUAUGUAAAGCCAGUGAGCAUAGCUCGACGACGGUUCGUAACGUUAUUGCGAUUCAAUAAACUCAUUUCUUAA